This is a messenger RNA of Helianthus annuus (common sunflower), 753 nucleotides long. Its product is annotated as protein FAR1-RELATED SEQUENCE 5-like. Gene Ontology annotation, biological process: regulation of DNA-templated transcription. Gene Ontology annotation, molecular function: zinc ion binding. The transcript has 3 exons. The coding region runs from base 1 to 753 and encodes 250 amino acids. The record is from RefSeq and is a predicted model, not a curated record. Lineage: Eukaryota; Viridiplantae; Streptophyta; Magnoliopsida; Asterales; Asteraceae.
AUGUAUAACCAACGUAAAUAUUGGGCUAAAGCCUUCUUGAAAGAUUGUUUCUUUGCUGGCAUGACAUCAAGUGGAAGAAGUGAGAGUAUUCAUUCUUUUUUUUAUGGAUAUAUAAAUUCCAAGACCAUGUUGAAUGAGUUCGUAAUACAGUAUGAUAAAGUUGUUGAGGCUCGAAGGGCUGCCGAAGAAGAUGAAGACUUCAAGACCAUGAACUCCAAGCCAGUUCUUUCUUCUGUUAAUUUGAUAGAGGCAAAAGCGAGUUCAUGUUACACAAGAAAACUCUUUGAUGUAUUCAAAAAAGAAUGGGUUGAAGCUACCUUCAAUUUAACUCAUGAUACCAUAAGCAAGACUUCUGAACAAAUCAUAUAUAAGGUUGGACAAGUGGAUAUAGAUAAAAUAUAUUGGAGAAAUGUUAACUUUCGUGUCUCAGAUAAGAUAGAUGUCACAUGUUCAUGUGCAAAGUUUGAAACAUAUGGGAUAUUAUGCAAGCAUAUCUUGUAUGUCUUGAAGAAGAGACAUGUUGAAACUCUACCUGAUCAUUAUAUUUUACCUAGGUGGACUCUAGAUGCAAGAAAAGCGAUCGAACAAGCAAGAGACUCCCCGGUUGAGAUAAAGAAACUAAACAUUCUCCUUUUGAAGUUUUUAGAAGAGCAAAGUAUUCGAACAAGGUCGAAACAAUUAGAGACCGCUUCACAAGAUUCUAUGGCAGGAAGGUCUCAGAUGGAAGAGUCGUUACUAGAAAGAGAAGGAUGA